Messenger RNA from Etheostoma spectabile (orangethroat darter), 2726 nucleotides. Its product is annotated as zinc finger protein ZFMSA12A. The record is from RefSeq and is a predicted model, not a curated record. The transcript has 7 exons. NCBI's taxonomy places the organism in Eukaryota, Metazoa, Chordata, Actinopteri, Perciformes, Percidae. Gene Ontology annotation, biological process: regulation of transcription by RNA polymerase II. The coding region runs from base 479 to 2611 and encodes 710 amino acids. Gene Ontology annotation, molecular function: DNA-binding transcription factor activity, RNA polymerase II-specific; RNA polymerase II cis-regulatory region sequence-specific DNA binding.
GAAGUAGUGUUCAGCCUGAGCGUCGAUGUGUCUUUAACUGUCAGCGGCGCUUAGAGAAAAGCAGCAAGAAGCUCUUUUUCACUGCAAGGACUUUCUUAUAGUAAUUUAAGAAAGAUUCUUCUGUGCCAUUUCAACUAUUAUAGGCUAGCUCUUCGGGGGAAUAAAAUGGGUAACGUUUUGUAUUUUGCUGAAGUUAAAUCGUCUUUGACGCAGUUAGGUUUCCUUCUUACAACUAAGACCAACCAACGUUACUUCCUAAUGUUACUAACCUAACGAAUAAUACGUCCUAAUGUUCCUGGAGGUAUUUUAGAUAGACGUGACGCGAAGAGGAGAUACCAGUAAAGUCAUAACGUUACUACCGUAUAUUUAUUUAGCAUUGCUUUAAACAGUUGUCAUGAGUUGUCUGAUGCAGUCUUUGCUAUUGUUUUUCCCUAUGUGACAGUAGUUUAUAUGACUGCUGCUGCCUGAUAGUAUAAAUAUGUACAAAAGAGAUGAACAGGCCACUUUGUUGCCAUUUUUUUGUAAGUGUGAUAGUAUGACCUGUCUUCUGAAAGGAGCCAGUGUUGUAUCACCUCAUCAUGGGGAGUCUGUACAUUAUGAGGGUCCCCUGCCCCUGUCCUCGCUGAGGCUCCUGGUUCCACCCCUGCGGGUGAUGACGGCUGUGAUGUGGAAGGUGGUUCAUCUGAGGAACAUCAUGCAUUAUGGGAAUGUGGAGGCGUUUGUGUCCUUGGUAGCUGAAGCCAUCCCUGACAUCUUGACGAACAGACAGAUGACACUGCUCACUCUGGGCUUAAGAGCAAGGAUGACAUUACAGAUUUUAAGUUCUGACCAGUCAGAGGACCUCACAUGUGUUAAAACACGAUUGAAUAGCCUCCUGGCAUCUAGCUCAAAACAGGUUCAUUCAGGUAAUGAAGAUCUUGAAGCCAACUUUGUCAGGCUUGUUCAAAGACUCCUGGAGGACCCAAAAGGGAGAGAGCACUACCUCAAGAAUGUGUUUCCUGUGGAGUAUGGGCCUGACUUUGAUAUGGCUCUGGAGACACUGGUUUGUGAGUUAUUUACCAAACUGGAAGAGUUGCUGCUUAUACCAGACUUUAAGCAGACCGCAGUGUGGAUCAGUGACACACCCUCUGUGCUGGAAGAGUACAUGCAGUGUGUAUCCAAAGCAGAUGACCUCAAAGUACUUCUCAGAAGCAAGUCCCACCGUGGUAAAAUGGUCAAGAUUGAUACCCGUUUGCCCUCUAUCUCAGAGCAGCAGCUCUUCUCAUCAUUAUCUCUCCCUCCUUCACUGCGAGAGGCCAACACCAAAGAUGUAGAAUCUCACACACAAACAUUUGAAAACCCAAGAGAAUCUGAGGGGAUUUCUCCUCAGGACGUAGAAGACAUGGCGAUACAGGAUGUGAGAUGGCCAUCUGAGGAGGAAACAAACAUUCUGGACAGCAGCCUUGCCAAACAAACAGGAGCGAAAUUCAGCAUUCCUGAUGUUGUGGAGGAGUAUGAAGACGGAGGUUCAGACACCUGUCGGGUGCCCUCUACAUCUACUGAGAGUUCUGUAUUGUCCAGCUCUAAGAUUGGCCCUCCACAGCAGAGAGUUGCACACAAAUGCUCUCAGUGUGGAAAGUGCUUCAUUUACCGCUAUAAACUCUUGGAGCAUCAGAGGCUUCACACCGGAGAAAACCCUUUCAAGUGCUCUCAAUGCGGAAAGGCUUUUAGAAGGACCUCUGACAUGUCAACUCACAGGCGGUUACAGUGCGCAAAAGCCGCUUAUAUUUGCAUCAAAUGUGGGAAUAGCUUUCAAUCAAUACAGGACAAAUUAGGACACCGGUGUGGUCAUAGUGUCCAGAAGUUUGACUGUGCUCAUUGCGGAAAAAGCUUUAAGAAAAUGCACUUGCUAAGUAAGCAUGAGCUGUCUCACACCCAGAACCAUAACUUCACAUGCAGACAGUGCGAGAAAGUGUACUCCAGUAUGAGAGAGCUGAAAUCCCACCAGAAGAUCCAUCCUCCUGAGGUGUCCAAUCAAUGCAUGCAGUGCGGGAAGUUUUUCAGCUCUGCUGCCAGUUUGACAGCACACGAGCUGCGCCACAGGCAACGGAGAACACAGAUCUGCGUGCGUUGCGGCAAAGCUUUUAAGAACAAACAUGACCUUAGUCUGCACAUGCGCAGUCACACAGGCGAGAGGCCAUUUCAGUGCACAUACUGUGGAAAACGUUUUUCUGCGUCAGGAAACCUGAACGUACACAUAAGGACCCACACUGGAGAGAAACCGUAUCUGUGCUCUGACUGCGGCAAGGGUUUUGUUUCAGCCGGCGAGUUGCAGAUACAUAGACGCACUCACACAGGGGAAAAACCUUACAAGUGCACUGUAUGUGAGAAGGGAUUCACCAUGGCAAGCAAAUUGACAAUCCAUAUGCGUAUUCACACUGGAGAGCGCCCUUACAUCUGUUCUGAAUGUGGGAAAGGUUUUUCACGUGGUGGCGAAUUGAAAAAACAUACCAUGAACCACACGGGGGUGCGACCCUACGCUUGUCAUUUGUGUGAAAAGGCUUACACAUGCCACAAUCACCUGAGGAGACACUUGAAAACUCACAGUGUAGUGAAAAACCAGACUGUCUAAUUCCAUUGAUUACCAUUGUAAUUUUAUCAAAUUGAUGUUGUAGCAAUGCAACUAACCUGUAUUGAUUGCGAUGUUGACAGCAUGCACUUUGUAAUAAACUCACCCCGUCUUGUAA